AUGGAGUCCGAGAAAGAGCUAUCGCAACCCCCGCGUGAACAACCCGUCAACUCCAUCGAGAAUGACGGUGCGAUCACCCGCGAAACAUGGAAACUGAUGAUGGAUGUGGUCAUGGCAAUCUAUGAUUACCGAGAAGAAGAUGGUCAUGACCCGUCGCGAUUGUUCCAUCGCAGUGUCAACAAGCGCUAUGUUCCCGACUACUACGAUAUCAUCAAGGAGCCGAUGGCCCUGAGUAUUUUGAAAGCGCGCAUCAACAAACGGGAAUAUAAACACUUUUCCGAAUUUGUCCGCGAUUGCGCCUUGAUCCCGCACAAUGCGCAGACGUACAACAGACCUAAGUCACAGGCCUACGAAGAUGCGCUGGUUGUCAAAGAAGUUUUCGCCUCGGAGUUCAGAAAGUUGGCCGCCCAAGGCCUGAUCCCCGCUGAUGAGGCAGAGCUACCCGAUCUUGGAGAGAUCCCAGAGGCUGAUCCGCUGCCCGACGAUGACGAGGAAGAAGAGGAGGAAGAAGAAGAUGAGGAUGACGACUCUGAGGAUGAGGGCCGACGAAGAAAGAAGCCCGGUCCCAAGCCCGGCUUCAAGCGUGGAUUGACUCAAAAGCACGAACCCGACCUUCGCAAGAAACGAGGCCGUCCUCCCCGCGUGGACACGCCUAUGGAAAUCCGCAUCAAGACAAUUCUGAAGGGAAUUCGGAAGUUCAAGGGCGCCGGUGGCCACCUGAAGAUCACACACUUUGAACGCCUCCCCGACAAAGCCGCUUAUCCAGACUACUACAUGGAGACCAAGGAACCCAUCGCCAUCGAUAUUAUCAAGCGCAAGUCCAAGCGCAAGAAGUACAACUCUGUCGACCAUUUCAUGCGCGACCUUGAUCUCAUGUUCGAAAAUGCCAAGGCUUACAACCAGUCCGAAAGUCAGAUCUUCAAGGAUGCGGUUGAUCUGCAAACGGAGUCACGAAAGUUGGCCGAGCAAGAAAAGAAGAAGCCUGAUAGCGAGUUCUUGAUGGAAGAUGGACGCUUCCCACUCCCUGAUGGUAUUCUCCACCGCGGUGAACUGUGGAAGGUUGGCGAUUGGGUUCAUAUCCAAAACCAAAACGAUGUGACCAAGCCCAUUGUUGCACAGAUCUACCGAACCUGGCAGGACUCCGAUGGAGAGAAAUGGAUCAACGCAUGUUGGUAUUACCGUCCUGAGCAGACAGUACAUCACUUCGAGAAGCACUUCUACCCCAACGAGGUUGUGAAGACUGGGCAAUACCGAGACCACCGGAUUGAUGAGAUUGUGGAUCGCUGCUUUGUUAUGUUCUUCACUCGCUACAGCCGUGGUCGCCCAAGAGAUCUCGCACCGGAUAAGGAAAUAUACGUGUGCGAGGCUCGCUACAAUGAGGAGAAACACAAGUUGAAUAAGAUCAAGACAUGGGCCAGCUGUCUGCCAGAUGAAGUGCGAGAGAAAGACUACGAGAUGGAUCUCUUUGAUGUACCGCGCAAGAUCAAGAAAAUCCCUAGUCCGAUCAAGCAUCUUCUGAAAGAGGAUUCCAAGGAGACCGAUGACCUUCCUCGGCCGACCUGGGGAACCGACAAUGCACCCCCUGUUGCCGGCGCUGUUCACCGCCGUCCACGAGAUGAGAAUGAAUCCCCACCACCCGAGCCAACCCCAUCCCCGCCUCCUCCUUCCUUACCCCAGUCUGUAGCACCCCGUCAAUCACUGAGCCAAUCACUCCCCAGAACGGCCAUGAGCCCAGGCAGUGCUGCACUCCAAACACGUACCCCAGCACCCCCAAUCAUCAUACACACCACUCCCGCCCCCAUUCGCCCACCAGGCUUCCACCAAAUGACCCCAUCCCAAGCCUUUACAGCAUCCCUCCAACGCCGCGCAAGCCAACUCGCCACCCCGCAAACACCAGCAGGCGCAUACCAGCCCUCACCACCGGCCCAGCCAUACUCAGCGGCCCAGCCAUCCCCCUACACCGGCUACCCCCAAAACCGCAUGCAAGCCCCGCCAGCCGUGUACAACCCCAACGCACCGCGGCCCGUGGAAGUCUUCCACCUGAGCGAUGCAGCCAACGCCGCCAUCCCAGAAGACAUCCGCGACCAAUUCCACUGCGACGACCACGGCCGCGUGCUCUUCUUCUCCGCGCCGCCGGUGGACUUCAUCCCGCCCUCGAAGCAGAAGCUUGGCCAUUCCCUCAAAUACCUCGCUACCAAGGAAGAGCACCAGAAGAAGGUCGAGGAGCGGAAACGCAAGCUGGCCGAUGAACAGACGGAACGUGAGGACGCUGCGAAGCGCCAGCGCGCUGAGGUGGAGACUGAGCUUACGGGCCGUGCCGAGGCGCUUACUGGUAAGGCGUUUGAGACGUUGGUGCAGCGCGUAGUUACCGGUACGGAUCAGCUCUAUGGAUAUCUCCAUCAAGCUAGGGAUGAUGCUGCUAUGGAUCUUGAUGGAACCCGGGAGCGUUUUGCCGUGGCGGAUCGCCAAGCUAUGGAACAGACGCAGCAGAUUCAGGCUCAGUCUACGAAGGAUGGUUUAGUCAAUCUGAAAGGUACUGCUUUGUACCUGGACGAGGCUUAG
Penicillium samsonianum is the source of this 2562-nucleotide messenger RNA. RefSeq names its product putative RSC complex subunit (RSC1). The record is from RefSeq and is a predicted model, not a curated record. Lineage: Eukaryota; Fungi; Ascomycota; Eurotiomycetes; Eurotiales; Aspergillaceae. Gene Ontology annotation, biological process: chromatin remodeling. The transcript has 5 exons. The coding region runs from base 1 to 2562 and encodes 853 amino acids. Gene Ontology annotation, molecular function: chromatin binding; protein binding. Gene Ontology annotation, cellular component: RSC-type complex.